AUGGCCGACAGCGGACUGGGACAGCUCAACAAAGAGGAGGCUGCCCUCAUCCGGAUGCUCAGAAAGGAAGAGAUCCCGGCGGAUUUCGCUCACACGGCCGUUCUCGCGACCAUGUAUGUCCACAACCCGGAGUACAUGCAGCCUGUGAUUUCGGAAAUCUUCGCCAAGGUCAUGGACUGGGACAUCGAGCGGGUCAUCAGCCUGAAGCGCGAGUUCCUCACCGCCCGCAGGCACUACUGGAGGAACAAAUAUCUCAAGGACAUGGACUCCAUUCUUGUGCUCACGCUGGCUCAGCGGACCGCUCUUCUGCAGCAGUGA
This is a messenger RNA of Thyridium curvatum, 318 nucleotides long. RefSeq lists its product as uncharacterized. Lineage: Eukaryota; Fungi; Ascomycota; Sordariomycetes; Thyridiales; Thyridiaceae. The coding region runs from base 1 to 318 and encodes 105 amino acids. The record is from RefSeq and is a predicted model, not a curated record. The transcript has 2 exons.